Molecule: messenger RNA, 3703 nt
Organism: Passer domesticus (house sparrow)
Lineage: Eukaryota; Metazoa; Chordata; Aves; Passeriformes; Passeridae
Gene: DUSP11
Product: dual specificity phosphatase 11
Exons: 4
Coding region: 1223-3376 (717 amino acids)
Biological process (GO): protein dephosphorylation
Molecular function (GO): polynucleotide 5'-phosphatase activity; protein tyrosine/serine/threonine phosphatase activity
Source: RefSeq, a predicted model, not a curated record
CACUUCAGGUGAGUGCUGCUGGUGCCCAGGGCUCCCUGGGGCACUGCAGGUGAGUGCUGCUUGUGCCCAGGGGUCCCUGGGGCACUUCAGGUGAGUGCUGGGUCAGAGGGGAUCACUGGUGACACUUCCAGGUCAGUUCUGGGUCAGAGGGGAUCACUGGUGACACUUCAGGUGAGUGCUGCUUGCCCUCAGGGCUCACUGGUGGCACUUCCAGGUCAGUUCUUGGCCACAAGGCUCACUGGUGGCAAUUCCAGGUCAGUUCUCCUGUCCCAGAUGGGUUCAGUGGUGGCAAUUCCAAGUGAGUUCUCCUUGUAGCACUUCCAGGUGAGUUCCUGCCCAGAUGUCUUCAUUUGUUCCAAUUCCAGGUCAGUUCUCCUUGCCCAGCUGGGCUCAGUGGUGCUAAUUCCAGUCAGUUCUUGACCAGAGGGAUCAGUGGUGGCACUUCUAGAUCAGUUUUCCUUGCCCAGAUGGGUUCAAUGGUGUCACUUCCAGGUCAGUUCUCCUUCCCCGUGUGGGCUCAGUGGUGGCAAUUCCAGGUGAGAUCUCCUGGUGGCACUUCCAAGUCACUUCCUGUGACAAUUCCAGGUCACUUCUCCUUGCCCAGAUGGGUUCACUGGUGGCAAUUCCAGGUGAAUUCUCCUUGCCCAGCUGGGCUCAGUGGUGCUAAUUCCAGUCAGUUCUUGACCAGAGGGAUCAGUGGUGGCACUUCUAGAUCAGUUCUCCUUGCCCAGAGGGGCUCAACUGGUGGCAAUUCCAGGUCAGUUCUUGUCCAGGUGGGAUCAGUGGUGGCAAUUCCAGGUCAGUUCUCCUUGUGGCAAUUCUAGGUGAGUUGUGCUUGCCCAGAGGGUUCAGUGGUGACAAUUCCAGGUCACUUCCUGUGACAGUUCCAGGUGAGCUCACUGGUGGCACUUCCAGGUCACUUCUGUGACAAUUCCAGGUCACUUCUCCUUGCCCACUGGGCUCAGGGCUGGCCCUGCAGGAGGAAAGCAGAGUGAGUGAUUUCUGCGACCCCAAACCUGCAAGGAUUCACAGCUUUCCUUAGGGGGCAUUUUUCACCCCCAAAUCCAUCAGUAAAGCUGAUUUUCCAUAAAUAAAAGCUUUAGAACUCCCCAGUCUUUUUUUUUCUGUUUGCACCAUCACCAACCCAUCAGUGUUUUCAUAAUUAAUUGGUUAAUUAGAGGUGUUCUGCUGCUCUUUCAGGUACCUGAUUGAUGUUGAAGGCAUGGAGCCAAAUGCUGCCAUAGAGUUGUUCAACACAGCCCGAGGGCACCGCAUGGAGAGAAGGAACUACAUCCAGGACCUGCAGAGGAGGGCGCCGGGGAACACCAGCAGUGCCAGGCAGAGGCAGGGACAGCAGAAACAGCUGGAGAUAGAACAUCUGGAGCAGAGGAAACACAAAAAGCUGGAGCAGCAGGAGCAGAAACAGCUGGAGAUAGAACAUCUGGAGCAGAGGAAACACAAAAAGCUGGAGCAGCAGGAGCAGAAACAGCUGGAACAAGAACAUCUGGAGCAGAGGAAACACAAAAAGCUGGAGCAGCAGGAGCAGAGGAAAGAGAAGAAAAAAAAACACCUGGAGCAGAAUCAUCUGGAAAUAGAGCAGCACGAGCAGGGGAAGCAGGAAAAGCUGGGGCAGAGGAAAAAGAAAAAGCUGGAGCAGCAGGAAGAGAAUCAUGUGGAAAUAGAGCAUCUGGAGCAGAGGAAACAGAAGAAACAGAAACAUCUGGAGCAGAAUCAGCAAAAUUACCUGGAGCAGAAUCAUUGGGAACAUCAGGAGCAGAGGAAGCAGAAAAAGCAGAAACACCUGGAGCAGGAAAAGCAGAAUUACCUGGAGCAGAAUCAUCUGGAAAUAGAGCAGCUGGAGCAGGGGAAAAAGAAAAAGCUGGAACAUCAGGAACAGAAUCAUGUGGAAAUGGAGCAUCAGGAGCAGAAGAGGCAGAAAAAGCUGAAACCUCUGGAACAGAAUCAUCUGGGGACAGAGCGGCUGGAGCAGAGGAAGCAGAAAAAGCUGGAACAUCAGGAGCAGAAUCACCUGGAACAGAAAAAACUGGAGGAGCUGGAGCAGAGGAAGCAGAAAAAGCAGAAUCAGGUGGAGCAGAAUCAGCUGGAGCACAGGAGGCAGAAAAAACUGGAACAUCCUGAGCAGAAGAAGCAGAAUGAUCUGGAAACAGAGCAUCAGAAGCAGAGGAAGCAGGAAAAUCUGGAACAUCAGGAGCAGAGGAAACAGAAGAAAAAGAAACAUCUGGAGCAGGAAAAGCAGAAUUACCUGGAGGUGGAACAUGAGGAACAGAGGAAGCAGAAAAAGCUGGAACAUCAGGAGCAGAAGAAGCAGAAAAAGCUGGAUAAGAGGCAGCAGAAUCAUCUGGGACAGAAUAAUCAGGAGCAGAAAAAGCAGAGCCACCAGGAGCGGGAAAAGCAGAAUUAUUUGGAGCAGAAUCAUCUGGAGAUGGAGCAGCAGGAGCAGGGGAAGCAGGAAAAGCUGGGGCAGAGGAAAAAGAAAAAGCUGGGGCAGCAGGAGCAGAAUCAUCAGGAGCAGAGGAAACAGAAGAGACAGAAACACCUGGAGCAGCAAAAGCAGGAUUGUUUAGAGCAGAAUCAUGUGGAGACAGAGCAGCAGGAGCAGGGGAAAAAGAAAAAGCUGGAACAUCAAGAAAAGAAUCAUGUGGAGAUGGAGCAUCAGGAGCAGAGGAAGCAGAAAAAGCAGAAACACCUGGAGCAGGAAAAGCAGAAUUACCUGGAGCAGAAUCAUGUGGAAAUAGAGCAGCUGGAGCAGGGGAAAAAGAAAAAGCUGGAACACCAGGAACAGAAUAAUCAGGAGCAGAGGAAGCAGAAAAAGCAGAACCACCAGGAGCAGGAAAAGCAGAAUUAUCUGGAGAUGGAACAUCAGGAGCAGAAGAAGCAGAAAAAGCUGGAUAAGAGGCAGCAGAAUCAUCUGGGACAGAAUAAUCAGGAGCAGAAAAAGCAGAGCCACCAGGAGCGGGAAAAGCAGAAUUACCUGGAGCAGAAUCAUGUGGGGAUAGAGCAGCAGGAGCAGGGGAAAAAGAAAAAGCUGGAACAUCAGGAAAAGAAUCAUGUGGAGAUGGAGCAUGAGGAGCAGAGGAAGCAGAAGAAACAGAAACAUCCUGAGCAGAAUCAUCUGGAACAUCAGGAACAGAGGAAGCAGAAAAAGCAGAAACAUCAGGAGCAGAAUCAUCUGGAAAUAGAGCAGCAGGAGCAGGGGAAGAAAAAGAAACAGAAACAUCAGGAGCAGAAUCAUCUGGAACUGGAACAUCAGGAGCAGAACCGUGAGGAGCGGGGGGCCCUGGAGCUGCCCCCCAGGAACUGCUGCCUCUCCCCACCGCCCAGGAAGAAGAAGAAGCAGCAGCAGGACGUGUCCUGAGCCAGGAGAGCCCCGCGGAGCUGCCAGGCAGCGGGUUUUUUACAAAAAUCAGGUUUCCUUCUGGUUUUUCUCUCAGCUCUGGUGCCUUUGCAGAAUUUUUCACUCGGUGCUGUGGGGGUGCUGAGUGACCCCACAUGAACAUCCUCAGGCCCUGCAACAAAACCGGCUUUUGUUAUUUCCUCAGGGCAGGGCGAGGAAAGGACUCGAAAACUCAAUUUUUAUCCUUUUUUACCCGUUUUUUGCUCACGGGUGACAUCAGCGGCGUUUUCACCCGCGUAAAACAUUUCUACUUUUGCUAAAGUAAAUUUCCACGCUGUGCAAACCCCA